UGUUUUGGCUGUCAUCUCUUCUGCUAACUCUCCCUUUUGACUUUACUUACUUGCUGAGUUCCUCAUCAGUUCCCUUCCUCUCUUUCCAAGCUUGCUUCCAUCGUCGACAUCUCCUCCUUGAUCCGAGUAGCUCGUGAUGGCCGGACUACUUGCCUCUCUGGCCAUAAGGAAAGCACUGGAGAAGCUCUCCUCCUACCUGGCAGCGAGCCUUUCGGCAUCGUCGUCCUCGCCGACGUCUGGGAGGGCAAGGCAGGAGAAGGACCACGAGGACCUGAGGAUGCUGGAGCGGACCAUGCGCAGGAUCCACGCUACUCUGCAUGACGCGGAGCAGCACUGGAACAUCAGGGAGGAGUCCACCAAGCUGCGGCUCAAGGAGCUCAAGGAUCUCGCCUACUACGCGGAGGAUGUGGUGGAUGCGUAUGAGAUGAAUCGCCAGAAGGUGGAGGCUCUCAAGGCAUUUGCAGGCGCCGCCAGCCACAAGCGCAAGUACCAGCAGGAAAGCGAGGGCUUGUUCUGUGAUUCUCAUACGGUUGCCAUUACAGACGAGUUGGCUAUCAAAACAAGGAAACUUAUUGAGCGAUUUGACGAGAUCAAGUAUUAUUCAGACAACUUUACUUUGUCGGAGAAUGAUGGAGAGAUACGGCUUACUCCUGAUAUUAGUGGUUUGCAGACAAGCUCUGUUGUCUUUGAGAAUAGCAUUGUGGGAAGAGUGAAAGAUAAGAACAACAUUGUAGAAAAGUUGUUGUCCAAAAGAGGUGACAAUCUAGCUAGUCCGGUUUCUGUCAUGGCAAUUGUUGGUAUGGAAGGAUUAGGCAAGACAACGCUGGCCCAGCUAGUGUAUAACCACCCAGAAGUGUGCAAGUAUUUUGAUGUGCACGCAUGGGUUUGCGUAUCUGAGCAGUUUGAUAUCAACAACAUAACACAGAGCAUCAUUGUCGCGGUUACAAAGGAGAAGUGUGAUCUAUCAGAACUUCCUAAUCUCCAUGAGAGACUGGUAGAAGAAAUUAAGCAAAAGAAAGUUUUGCUUGUGUUGGAUGAUGUGUGGAAUGAAAGAAGAGAUUGUUGGGAUCUGCUGUGCAUGCCUAUGAACACCACGAAGCUUUGUAUGAUUGUAGUGACCACCCGCAGCGAGAAAGUCGCAAAGCUUGUGCAGACAAUGUCAAACUUCUAUAACCUAGAAUGCUUGAGUUUUGAUGAGAGCUGGUUGUUGUUCAGGCAAGUUGCUCUCACUGUUAACCAAGAAAAUGCUCCACCAAACCUGGUAGAGAUUGGAAAGGCUAUAGUUAGAAAGUGCAAGGGCUUUGCCUUUAGCGAUCAAGAGGAUAGGCAGCAUGCUGCGCUAUGAAACGGAUGAGCAGAGCUGGUUGGAGGUCCUAGAAAAUGUGCUCUGGGACAUGGACCAACCAUGGAACGAGGUUUCGCCAUCCUUGGAGUUGAGCUACAGGCAUAUGCCUGUAUACCUGAAAUGAUGUUUUGUUGUCCUUGCACAUUAUCCGAAGGAUUGCAUACUUAAUGAACUUGAGGUGCUUCAGUUGUUGAAAUUAGUUGAUCCCUUCAAAAAAUGGCAGACAUGAUAAUGAGGAAAAAAAUGGCAGACAUGAUAAUGAGGAUGAGCUUGAAAGUAUUUAUCUCGAUGAAUUGGUGGAGCAGUCAUUCCUUCAAGAAAUUUAUUUUUGAUGUUCUUGAUGACGACGAGUUGAAAUUUCCUUUUUCUCAAAUUAACUGAAAAUAGAGAUGAAUCAUUGUGACACUCAGUAGCUUCCUACGCUUGGUGAUCUUCCGUCCCUCGUGUCCCUCUAUUUCUAUGGCGAGUGGCUUGUGCACGACACUGGCCGGUCCAGGAGUUUUGGAGCCUUGUUCCUGCAGGUGUUGGGAUUAGCUUCAUUGAGACAUUUUGAUACUCUGACGCCCAAGUUGUUCCGAGUGAUUCGGAGUUAGUGGUGGUGAAAUUUCCACACUACAAUACUAUUUACAUCUGCAAUGACGCUGCCAACACUAGUCUUAUCCUCUGAGGUUUCUUCCAUAUAUCUGUGCUCUUCGUGUCCUUGAGAACUAUAUUACUGAUAGGAUGCCACUGUGUAUCACUGUAAUGUAUUCCUGCAUGGCCUAAAACUGCAUAUACUACAGAUUGGUAGGCACCGAAA
Molecule: messenger RNA, 2144 nt
Organism: Oryza sativa Japonica Group (Japanese rice)
Lineage: Eukaryota; Viridiplantae; Streptophyta; Magnoliopsida; Poales; Poaceae
Product: putative disease resistance protein RGA3
Biological process (GO): defense response to fungus
Molecular function (GO): ADP binding
Source: RefSeq, a predicted model, not a curated record